AUGCCCGCUAGGUCCACCACGCGACGCCGCGGCCUUCGUAAUCCGACCAAAGGUGCUGGCGCGAAGAACCGCAGUGCUGCAAGAAAGCGUGCCAAGCACUUUGGUUUCGCGACCGAUUCCGAAUCAGAGGCCGAGCAGACUCCGCGGAAGAUGCGAAGACUGGACCAGAUUCCUAUGCUCGAUCCUAUCGAGGCCAGAGAGCAUCUGCUGGCCAAGGUCAUCCCGGACAAUGCGUCUGAAGAAGAUGUUUCCAAACCGGGAGCGUCUGACGGAGUCAGUCGAUCAGCUUCGGCAUCGUUGACCAGUCCUGUACCUCCCCAGACCAUCGCCGAAAAGCCGGCAGAGGGCCCUUACGUCCGCCAGCUGUUCGCGAGACCGGGCGACUACCCAAUGUAUGAAGACUCGGAGCCUUCAGAUACAGAGAUCGCUGCUUCGACCUCAACAGCGUCAGUAAGACUUACCGCUACUCGUUCGCGCGCAAGAAGAGGCGAUCUUGGGGACUGUUUGGAUCGCAUGUGCGGCACUGGGCAAGGAGGAACGGGCGAGGCACUUUUUGCUACUUGGGGUUCACUGAAGGCGCAGACCGAGACCGCUAAAAUCUCCUAA
Molecule: messenger RNA, 606 nt
Organism: Anthostomella pinea
Lineage: Eukaryota; Fungi; Ascomycota; Sordariomycetes; Xylariales; Xylariaceae
Source: the annotation of a GenBank genome assembly